Molecule: messenger RNA, 1361 nt
Organism: Raphanus sativus (radish)
Lineage: Eukaryota; Viridiplantae; Streptophyta; Magnoliopsida; Brassicales; Brassicaceae
Product: UPF0725 protein At4g28920-like
Exons: 6
Coding region: 114-1124 (336 amino acids)
Source: RefSeq, a predicted model, not a curated record
UGAAAGUUGUAAAAUAGAGGGGUGUAAACGUAAAUCUGAAAUUACCUUUUCUAAGCUCUAGCUCGGAGGAGCAGAAGAGAAUUGCAAUUAGGGUUUAGAGGAAAUCGGAGACGAUGACUGAGAUUGCGAUCUUGCUUCCAAGCAUCGGAGAUGAACAGCCGCAGCAGCGUAAACGAAAAUUGGAAUCUUCACGAAGCUCAGGCGCUGCUGCUGCUCCGAUACAGAGUUUCCCGAAGGUUGAUUACAAUCCAUGGGAUGACGAAGAGGAUGACCCUGUGAUCGAGAAGGAGUACAACCGUCAAUUCGUAGAGUCCGACGGUUUUGAUGUUGAUUACUUCUAUCUCCCGUAUGGUGGUGGACUAGUCCCUCACAUAGUGGAAGACAAGUAUGAUUACCCAUAUGACGUUGGCUUGUUUAGUAGACUUGGCCUUCACUGUUACAAUCUUGAGAAGGGAACCAGCCUGAAAUUGGCUGCUAUAAACAAAUACAACGAUAAGCUGAGGUUCACUCGGUGCCUCUGCUACUACAUAACGUUGGAGGCCAUUGACACAUCCACCAACUCUCUCUGCAAUUUUCAGACGUGUGUUUUCAAAGAUUUCCUUCCGGAACAGGCAUCCUUUCUGGCACAGACCGAAAUUUCCAGACUAAAAGUUCCUAGUGGCCCUCGACCUCCUACAUAUGAUGGGCCUGAGAGAAUAUGGAACGACGAUGCAGUAGAUGAUUCUUACAAAGGUAAAAUGCCCAAGUGGUUCACCAAGGAUGAGAUGGCUGCGAUUAGCACUAAGGGGCAGUUUUAUGAGUUGCAAGAAUCAGACUUGCAAGGAAAUGAGUGGCUUCAUAUGUAUGCUGAGUUUGCUUUCCACUAUAAGUGGAUGGCACAUGAGAGCGAACUGAGGCCAUUUCUACCAUUGGAAAUCAAGAAGGUAAUUAUACAAACCAAGGAAGAGUCGCAGCCAUGCAUGAAGCUCAAGGCCAACAAUGCCAUCUUCUAUAUUAUCUUCAAAGGCAAUGGCGAUCCGAGUGGUGCUCCCGUGGAGUACCGAGCGGUUGUAAGGAAAACCAUGGAUGGGAUUCCCGGACACAUUUGCUUGGAAGUCGACUGCUUAGCCUACAAAUCCAGUUGAAUGCAAAUUUUCUUCUGAGGCUAAUAAGAUCUGAUGUUUCUAUUAUCUUUUAAUUUUAUCAAGUGUUGCACUAUAUCGUAGUGGACAUAGUCUUGGUGGUGUGUAUUUAUCUACAGUUUGGAGCUUUCCGGUGGUUCCUAAUGUUUUAUUUAUAAUGCUUAUGAUCUGAAACAUAUAUCAAAAUUAGCAAAAUACUAUGCUUUGUUUUAACUAUGGAGGGAUGAUUGUUUCUUGAUU